GAGAGAGAAAGUAACCAAUAUAUAGACACACAUAGAAAUGAGACAUUAAAAGCAUAUACUAACUUUUUUUCUUGGUCUUGCCCAUAUAGUAGACCACUAGAUGAGUUUACUCAUCUAAUAAUAAUUUUCAAUCUUGUUUUUUUCUCUCAUAAAAUCUCAAAACCAAAAGAUCCUUUAUCUUCUAAACAAAGUCUUUUAUUCAUUUUUAGAGAGUGAAUCUCGUGAGUUUGGUGCAGAACUUUCAAACUUUUUCUUUCAAUCUUGCACCCAUGAGGAUCCGUAAGAGACAACUUCUUUUCUCUUCUUCUGACUCUCUUUCACCUUUGAAUCUCUCAGAUCCCCACCUGAUGAACAAGUCACCGAUGGUGGUGCAACUUGGUGAAGGACCAAAGCCCUGUUCUUCCACUCCGGUGCUGUCACGAGAACAUGCUUCAGCUGGUUUGAGCUUGGAUCAUUAUCAACCGUCUGAUCAAACACUCCCACUGAUCGGGAAACUAAACAACGGCCACGAUUAUCCAUCUGGUGUUGAGGAAAGUGGGGUACACAAACAGCACAACAAACUAGAUCCUUUGGAGGAGAAAGUUAGAGAGGAAGAGAAAGAGAGUGGAGAAGAGAACAAAAGUAAUAAUAUCAGCAAUGGAGACAUCUUGGUUGUUUCUCAAGUCUUGCCAUCAUCAAGCACUUUUGAACAAGAUGGAAGAUGGUGUGAGGGAGAGAAAGCUUUUCCCUUGAAGAAAAGGAAAGGAAGGUUCGAGAAUAUUGCGAUGGAGGGUAAUGAUAGUAAGAAAGUGAAGGCUAAGACGAACACCAAGAUGAAUAAGAAGAAGGGUUCUUUGGGGAAGGAUGAUGAAGAUGAAGAAAGUGAAAGAAAAGUGAAUAUUAAGAAGAAGGUGACAAAAAGGGGAAGUGCAGUGAUGGAAGGUUCAAGGUGCAGUCGUGUUAAUGGAAGAGGAUGGAGAUGUUGUCAACAAACACUUGUUGGUUAUUCACUUUGUGAGCAUCAUUUAGGGAAAGGAAGAUUGAGAAGUAUGACAAGUGUUAGAAAUAGAUCUAAUAUUGGAUUUUCUACUACUACUACUGAACCAAACAAUGCUGUUGAUAGUGCUUCAUCUUCUAAUUCUGAUCUUGAAAAGAAAAUCAUUGAUGAGAAUGACGAUACCUUGGGUAAUGAUGAUGAGAAGAAGCCAGUGGUAAUUGCAAAGAAGAGAAUGAAGCUUGGAAUGGUUAAAGCCCGAUCUAUGAGCAGCUUAUUGGGACAGACAGACAACAAGGUUGUAGUCAAUGAGAAUAACAAGUAAGACCGAAAGAGUACAACAAAAUUAUUAUUACAUGUAUUUGAAGUUUAAUUUGAAGAGUUUUUAAGAAUUUCUAUUAUUUUGGUGCUAGUAUUGUCACUGUUUUUUUAUUUUUUUAUUUUUUUUAUUUUUAAGGAAGGAAGUAUUGUCACUGCUAAUGUCCUCUCUAUUCAACUUAAGCUUGUGCUUUAUUUUCGUACGGUGUUAUGUGAUAUAAAUAUGUAAUAUUGAACCUAAGACCUCUAA
Messenger RNA from Medicago truncatula (barrel medic), 1541 nucleotides. RefSeq lists its product as uncharacterized. NCBI's taxonomy places the organism in Eukaryota, Viridiplantae, Streptophyta, Magnoliopsida, Fabales, Fabaceae. The coding region runs from base 270 to 1298 and encodes 342 amino acids. The transcript has 4 exons. The record is from RefSeq and is a predicted model, not a curated record.